CCAGUGGCGCAGGGCAGGGGCGAGCGCGGGUGGGCAGAGCCGAGCGCCGGAGAGGUGGAGACCGGAGCCGAGGCCGGAGCAGCAUCCCGCCGCCGCCGCCGCCGCCGCCCAUCUUCUGCAAGCCGGCCGGCCGAGCAGGUGCGGCGGCGGAGGGGAGCACAUCGGCGGCGCCAAGAUGUUGGAGAUCCAGCUGGACGAUGGCGGCGUCGGCGGCUACCCGGGGGACGACUACUGCUCGGGCUCGGUGAUGUCGGAGCGCGUCUCGGGCCUGGCCAACAGCAUCUACCGCGAGUUCGAGCGCCUGAUCCGCUGCUACGACGAGGAGGUAGUCAAGGAGCUGAUGCCGCUGGUGGUGACGGUGCUGGAGAACCUCGACUCGGUGCUGACCGACAACCAGGAGCACGAGGUGGAGCUGGAGCUGCUGCGGGAGGAUAACGAGCAGCUGCUCACCCAGUACGAGCGGGAGAAGGCGCUGCGCAAGCAGGCCGAGGAGAAAUUUAUUGAAUUUGAAGAUGCACUGGAACAGGAAAAGAAAGAGCUGCAGGUUCAAGUUGAGCACCUUGAAUUUCAAACACGGCAGCUGGAGCUGAAGGCCAAGAACUAUGCAGACCAGAUUUCCCGGUUGGAGGAGCGCGAAUCUGAAAUGAAGAAAGAAUACAAUGCUCUUCACCAGCGCCACACAGAGAUGAUCCAAACCUAUGUGGAACACAUUGAGAGGUCCAAGAUGCAGCAGGUUGCCGGAAAUAGCCAAAAUGAGAGUGGUCUGCCUGGGAGAAGUCACCACCCAUCAUGGAGAAAAAGCAUGAAGAGGCGUCCUAAUUCUCUGAACAUCCCCCUCACAGAUGAUAUGGUACGUGGGCAGGUGGGGGCCAAGAUUGCCCCCGCAGUGGACCACUGGCACCUGAGUGACCUCAGUCAGCUGCAGUCCAACUCCAUCUACAAGUGUCCUCCUGAUGAAAUGUCUGAAUCUGGACAGUCCUCUGCAGCUGCUACGCCGAGUACCACAGGAACGAAAUCCAACACCCCCACCUCAUCGGUGCCCUCUGCUGCGGUGACCCCCCUGAACGAGAGCCUUCAGACGAUGAAUGACUAUGUCACUUCAAAAAACAACAAGCGGGCCCGGGAGAAACGGAAUAGCCGAAAUAUGGAAGUGCAGGUGGUCCAGGAGACAAGGAACGUGAGCAUAGGAAUGGGAAGCAGUGAUGAGGGGUCGGAUUUUCAAGAUAUUGACUCUACUCCAGAGCUGGACAUGUGCCAGGAUCCUAGACUGGAGCGCACAGGGAACAGCCCAACGCAAGGGAUAGUGAAUAAAGCCUUUGGCAUCAAUACUGAUUCACUGUACACUGAGCUUACGGAAGUGGGCUCAGAGGCCAUCGGAGAUGUGGACGAAGGAGCAGAUCUGUUAGGGGAAUUUUCAGGAAUGGGCAAAGAAGUGGGGAAUCUCUUGAUGGAGAACACACAGCUGCUAGAGACCAAAAAUGCUUUGAAUAUUGUGAAGAAUGAUUUAAUUGCAAAAGUGGACCAGCUCACCGGAGAACAGGAGGUGUUGAAAGGUGAGCUGGAAGCCGCAAAGCAGGCCAAAACCAAGAUGGAAGCCCGUAUCAAGGAACUUGAGGAGGAACUUAAAAGAGUGAAAUCGGAGGUGAUAGUUGCCCGACGAGAGCCUAAAGAAGAGGUCGAGGAUGUAAGCAGCUAUCUCUGUACAGAAUUGCCAUCCUCCUCCCCCCUGCAGGACAACAUCCCUAUAGCUCAGCGGCGGCGCUUCACCCGUGUGGAAAUGGCGCGAGUCCUGAUGGAGCGCAACCAGUACAAAGAAAGAUUGAUGGAACUGCAGGAGGCGGUCAGGUGGACAGAGAUGAUCAGGGCCUCCCGGGAGCAUCCUUCUGUUCAGGAGAAGAAAAAAUCCACCAUCUGGCAAUUCUUCAGCCGAUUGUUCAGUUCCUCCUCCAGCCCUCCACCUGCAAAAAGGAGCUACCCAUCAGUAAAUAUUCACUACAAGUCUCCUACAGCAGCCGGGUUAAGCCAGCGCCACAGCCACACCAUGUGUCAGAUCUCUGCUGGAAGCCGAACGCUUGAGUUUUUCCCAGAUGACGACUGCACAUCAUCCGUGCGUCGUGAGCAGAAGCGAGAGCAAUACCGUCAAGUCCGGGAGCACGUCCGGAAUGAUGAUGGCCGCCUACAGGCAUGUGGGUGGAGCCUGCCAGCCAAAUACAAACAGUUGAGCCCCAACGGUGGCCAAGAAGACAAUCGGAUGAAAAAUGUCCCUGUGCCUGUCUACUGUCGCCCCCUAGUGGAGAAGGACCCUACCAUGAAGUUGUGGUGUGCAGCUGGUGUUAAUCUGACUGGCUGGAAGCCUGGCGUGGAACCGGAUGCUGGAAAUGGUCAGAAGCCUGAUCCAGGAUGUGAUCCACUAACAUGUGAUCGGGAGAUGGAAGGAGAAAACACCAAGAGUAAUCACCCAUCUCCAGAAAAGAAAAAGGCCAAAGAACUGCAUGAGAUGGAUGCCACAUCCAGUAGAGUGUGGAUCCUCACCAGCACCUUAUCUACAAGCAAAGUUGUUAUCAUUGAUGCCAACCAACCAGGAACUGUAGUGGAUCAUUUCACAGUUUGCAAUGCUCAUGUGCUUUGCAUCUCCAGCAUUCCAGCUGCCUGUGAUAGUGACUACCCUCCUGGAGAAAUCUUUCUGGAGGGGGACUUGAAUCCUGAAGAGUCUUCGGGAACAGAUGGAGUCUUAGCAGGCAUUACUUUAGUCGGCUGCGCAACCCGUUGCAAUGUUCCCAGCAGCAAUUGCUCCUCCCGUGGAGACACCCCCGUGCUGGAUAAAGGCCAAAAUGAAGUGGCUGCAGCGAGCAGUGCCAGGAUGGAUCAGUCCCAGUCCACUGAGGAGGCCACAGAAGCGACAGAGGUGCCAGAGAACGGCGUGAGUGAAAUGGAGGCAGCCCAGGUCCGGACAGGCCCCCUUACGGAACAUGUAUUUACAGAUCCAACUCCGGCUCAGGCACCUGCAAGGCAGAACAGUGAGAAUGGACAUCCAAAAACGGAGUCGAGCACAGCAGCGCAGGACCAAGAGGCAAACGGCAAUGCAGUUGGUGCUACCACUAGUGCUGCCCCCACCAUGUGGCUUGGAGCACAGAAUGGCUGGUUGUAUGUGCACUCAGCAGUGUCAAACUGGAAAAAGUGCCUACAUUCCAUCAAGUUGAAGGAUUCAGUACUAAGCUUGGUGCAUGUGAAAGGGCGUGUUCUUGUGGCUCUGGCAGAUGGGACACUUGCCAUAUUCCAUCGGGGAGAAGAUGGUCAGUGGGAUCUGAGCAACUAUCAUCUCAUGGAUCUGGGCCACACCCAUCAUUCCAUUCGCUGCAUGGCUGUGGUAUACGACAGAGUGUGGUGUGGCUACAAGAACAAAAUUCAUGUCAUCCAGCCAAAGACAAUGCAGAUUGAGAAGUCCUUCGAUGCCCAUCCUCGCCGGGAGAGCCAGAUCCGGCAGCUGGCUUGGAUCGGAGACGGGGUUUGGGUUUCCAUCCGCCUGGACUCCACCCUGCGGCUCUAUCACGCCCACACUCAUCAACAUCUUCAGGAUGUGGAUAUCGAGCCCUAUGUCAGCAAAAUGUUAGGGACUGGAAAACUGGGUUUCUCCUUUGUGCGGAUCACGGCUUUGCUCAUCGCUGGCAAUCGCCUGUGGGUUGGCACGGGCAAUGGAGUCGUCAUUUCUAUCCCGUUGACCGAGACUGUAGUUCUUCACCGAGGUCAACUUCUUGGGCUCAGGGCCAACAAGACAUCACCAACAUCUGGAGAGGGGAACCGCCCUGGUGGAAUCAUUCAUGUGUAUGGUGGAGAUGACAGCAAUGACAAAUCUGCCAGUAGCUUCAUCCCAUAUUGUUCUAUGGCUCAAGCCCAGCUCUGCUUCCAUGGCCACCGUGAUGCGGUCAAGUUCUUCGUCUCUGUACCUGGGAAUGUUCUUGCCACCUUGAAUGGGAGUGUCCUGGACAGUCCUUCAGAGAACCCCAGCACAGAUAACAUUGAGGAGGAAGGGCAGAAGCUGAAAAAUGUCUUGGUGUUGAGCGGUGGCGAAGGGUACAUCGACUUCCGGAUUGGAGAUGGAGAAGAUGACGAGACUGAAGAAAAUGCAGGCGAUGCUGCCCAGGUGAAGCCUAUCCUCUCCAAGGCUGAACGAAGCCACAUCAUUGUCUGGCAAGUGUCCUACAUCCCUGAAUGAGCGUCUCUUCCUUUUCCUGCCAGUAUCAUUUUCUCCCUUCUACUGAAACCCACUCCCUGAAUGCCAAUAUGUACAUACAGAACUUUUGCAUAAUUCCUACCGCUGGCCAGUCCAACCCCAGAUAACUGCAACUGUUCCUGCACCAUGCAGUGAUCCCCUUCCUCUCCAGGUCUGCAGUGAUUGUCUUGAGCUGGUGGACUUUAUAAACUGGCUGGGUUACCGUUGGCUUUCCAGCAGGAGGGAAUUCUAGGAUGAAGCCUAAUGCAUCAGGAAUCAAGACACACAGGAAGAUCACACUUGGCUCCGAAAGACUGGACAGAGUUUCCAAGAUGGCCCUCUCCCUCUCUCCCUUCCUACCUGCAUGGAGAAAAGUACCUGUGAGCUGCUUACUGGCUUACUCCCUUUGCCACCACGGAAACUGUGUUGAAAGGCAUGGGCUGGUCUCCAAGCCAGUAUGAGUGAGAUGUUUCUGAAAGCAAGCAUCCUCCCUGUCCUUUCUCCUUCACAAUUACUCUGUGAGGUCUGGUCAUGGGACAGCAUUGGGGAGCCAUCUGAACUUGGGUAUCUAAAAUCUGUACCAAGAAGGUUUGCAGGUAUGUUGGGGAUGACAACGACAGGUCAGCAGUGGGCAUUGUAUCUAGAAUAUGGGCUCUGG
This is a messenger RNA of Candoia aspera, 4868 nucleotides long. It is a transcript of the gene MAPK8IP3, whose product is annotated as mitogen-activated protein kinase 8 interacting protein 3. Bases 176 to 4213 code for a protein of 1345 amino acids. Gene Ontology annotation, molecular function: MAP kinase scaffold activity; kinesin binding; signaling receptor complex adaptor activity. Gene Ontology annotation, biological process: vesicle-mediated transport. NCBI's taxonomy places the organism in Eukaryota, Metazoa, Chordata, Lepidosauria, Squamata, Candoiidae. The record is from RefSeq and is a predicted model, not a curated record. The transcript has 32 exons. Gene Ontology annotation, cellular component: cytoplasm.